UGAUUAUAUCAAAUUUAUGAACCUACAAAGCUGAGGACUGCCCGCUGAGCUUCAGUACUCACACUGUGAAGGGAAAGCAACAUGGGAAACGAUCAUUCCAAACCUGAACCAGACAAUAACAGACAAAGAAUCCACUCCAUGGCAGCCCCAGCAGUGACCUGUGCACCCUGCCUCUCUGGCCACCUCAACAAAGAACAUUUGGUCUUGGCCUUUUUUGCUGGAGUCCUACUGACCCUGCUGCUGAUGGCCCUUGUCCUCCUUAUCACAAAGAGCUGCAGAAAAUGUCACUCCAGUCCCCGGGCCCUGGAUCCUCACUCGGAUCCUCCAGCCACGGUUUCAUCCCCAGAGGAGGCACUUACCUAUGCCAGCAUGACUUUCAAAAUCUCGAAAGAAAGCAGCGAUUCCCUGACCAUGAACCAUUCUGCAGAUGCGGACCCUGUUGUCUAUGCUCAGAUUAAGGUGACAGACUCACGUCGCCUUUCCAGGGAAGCCUGAGUCCCUUUCCUCUCAUCUCAGCUCUGCUGUCUUCAUACAUCACUUUCUCUUUUAACAAAUUUUGGACGACAGCCUGGAUGAAACCACAGUCAGAGUUGUUUGGGUGUGAUCGGGCAAUGCUAGCCAGCUGUUUUGAAGACCAAGGGUCAGUCUUUUUCCCAGCCUGAGAAAAGAUUGCUGGCCCUCCCACUUGGAUGAACAGCCUGUUAGCCCCUUGAGGGCUGAAACUGCCUUCUUUGUCUACUUCCAAGUGUGUGGUACAGAGCUCAGGGCACAAACAGUGUUCCCUCAGCAUCACUGAUCAACUUGGGAGAAGUCAACCAAAUGAACAAUCUA
Messenger RNA from Hippopotamus amphibius kiboko, 831 nucleotides. It is a transcript of the gene C1H1orf162, whose product is annotated as chromosome 1 C1orf162 homolog. The transcript is spliced from 6 exons. NCBI's taxonomy places the organism in Eukaryota, Metazoa, Chordata, Mammalia, Artiodactyla, Hippopotamidae. Bases 82 to 495 code for a protein of 137 amino acids. The record is from RefSeq and is a predicted model, not a curated record.